CCGAACCGCAUUCAGUAUGGAGCCCGCUGGAAAGUGGGGAAGGCUGCGGUACCCUCUGUAGAGCUGAUGUCAUUCAAGUUUUAUGUAGCUAACUAUGUGCUUACACAUAGGAGGAGGAAACAUGCCGAUGAACAGAUAACUACAAUGAAAAGGAGCGAAGAACUGAUCCCGGUCUGUGGAUAAAUCAUUCAUACGAUACGGUCAUGGCUGGACUGAUCAAGAAACAGAUCCUCAAGCAUCUUUCCAGGUUUGCUAAAAACCUGUCUCCAGAUAAGAUCAAUCUGAGCACUCUGAAAGGUGAGGGUCAGCUGACCAAUCUGGAGCUGGAUGAGGAGGUGCUGCAGAACAUGCUGGAUCUGCCCACCUGGCUGGCCAUCAACAAAGUCUGCUGUAACAAGGCUGCAAUUAGGAUUCCAUGGACCAAGCUGAAAACGCACCCAAUCACCCUGUCACUGGACAAAGUGGUGAUGGAAAUGAGCACCUGUGACGAGCCACGCCCACCCAACGGCCCGUCUCCCAUAGCAACAGCCUCAGGUCAAAGUGAGUAUGGUUUUGCUGAGAAGGUGGUAGAGGGCAUCUCUCUGUCUGUGAACUCUAUUGUGAUCAGGAUCAGUGCCAAGGCCUUCAAUGCUUCCUUCGAGCUCUCUCAACUGCAGGUUUACAGCGUCAACACCAGCUGGGUGGCCAGCGACCUGCGAUUCACACGAAUACUGGACCCUGCACGAGGAGAGAUCCUGACCUUUAAGGAGGUGAGCUGGCAGAUGAUCCGGAUUGAGGCGGAUGCCAUCCAGAGCUCUGAACAUGAGGUGCUCAGCGCCCCCAUACGCCUCAUCACCAACCAGUCCAAAAUCAGAGUCACACUAAAGAGGAGGAUGAAAGAUUGUAAUGUAGUGGCUUCUAAGCUGAUCCUGAUCCUGGAUGACCUGCUGUGGGUGCUGACGGACUCUCAGCUCAAAGCCAUGGUGCAGUAUGCCAAGUCUCUGAGCGAGGCCAUGGAGAAAUCAGCCCUGCAGAGAAAGAGCAUGGCUCCCGAAUCCUCUCAGGCAGCGCCAGCGCCCCCCUCUGCACAGCAGGUACACACACAGCAGGCCUCAGCCACACAAGACCAAAGUGCCUCUAUGGCUCGACUCUUCAACUCUUACAACGUGUGCGAGACCUCCCACCACCUGCAGAUCACACACCUUGACCUGCACAUCUGCGACGACAUCCAUGCCAAGGACAGAGAGAUCAAUAAGAGAAUUGAAGGUGGAGCCAUGCAGCUUUCUUUUAGUUCCAUCACCGUAGAUUACUACCCCUUCCAUAGAGCAGGUGAGGGUUGUCUGCACUGGAUGCACUACAGUGAUGCCACUAAAGCUCGUGAAGGCUGGGCUCGCUCUCUGCUGGAAGAGUUCAGGUCUAAUGUGGACAUGCUUAAAAACGCUGUCAGUGGCCAGUCACAAGGCUCCCCUCAGCACGGGAAAAUCUCCACCAGCUCUAGUAGUUCUUUCUCCCCACCACCCACACCAAGGACCCAGCUCAUGUCCAGCUCAAUAGUACUGCGAAUGGCGGACUUCAGUAUUUACCAGGUAUCAACAGCUGACCAGCGGCGCUCCAGUCCUAAAGCUAUGAUCUCCUGUAAUAAAAAGAGCUUGUACCUCCCCCAGGAGAUGCCUGCCAUCCAUGCUGAAUUCACUGAGUAUUACUUCCCUGAUGGCAAGGACUACCCCAUCCCGUGCCCUAACCUGUAUGUCCAGCUGAAUGCCCUGCAGCUGGUGGUGGAUGCACGCAGUCUGGUGUGGCUCAAUCUGUUCGCUCUGGACCUGCGCAAUAGCCUGGAGCAAUUCAUGGAGCUCUACAAGCUCAAUGACUCACAGAAACCCGAUGAGCAUGUGGAUGUCCGGGUGGACGGCCUCAUGCUAAAGUUGGUGAUCCCUGCCAACCAGGAGCAGCUCCAGCCAGAUAUGCCUCGCUCCGUAUCAGUGCAGACAUCUGAAAUGGUGGCCACCAACACUCGCCACUCUUCCGGCUGCUCCCGCUCUGACCUGGAGGCUCUGCUACAGGCCUUCCGGGAGCAAGCCUUCUUCACAUCCUCUUCCUCGUCCUUCCCCCGCAGCGCUGGCUCCUUUCCUGUGCUGCACCCAGUCUUCCAGAGGCACGCUCAUGAACAGGACACUCGCGUGCAUGAUGUGUACCGCGGCCUGGCUCCACCCUCACUCUCCACCCAUGCCCUCAAGACCCCCUCGGCCACCGACCUGUGGUCGCUGCACUUCUCCCAGUUCUGGGUGGACUAUGAGGGCCGUGGCCGUCCCACUCCGUGUGUGGACUCCUUCCCCCUCACCCUGUGGGUGUGCAGGCCAGCCUACCAUGCCCAGCACCAACGCAGACUCAAAGCUGCCGCUCUGCCCCGCAGCGAGUCAGCCAGUGAGAUGGCCAGUCGGCUGCAAAGGAAGAAGCUGCUGAAGGAGUAUUACAGUGCCGAGGCAUCCUCGAACAAUUCUUACAGCAAUGGCCUCCGCAAACCCCAUUCUCUUGAUGGCCUGAGUUGUCCCAACCCUUCCUCCUUUUCCUUAUCUUCUACAUUCUCUUCCUCAGAAGAUGAAGAGGCUGAUCUGCAGGUGCUGGUGUAUGUGCAGAAGCCACUAAGUGCUCAGGUGAGCCACAACCAGUAUGUGUUCCUGCUGCGCCUGCAGCAAACUGUAAAGUCACUCCAGCGCACCCUGCAGCAGGACCUGGAGCAGCAUGGCUCCAAGCUGAAGGAGAGCACUGGCCGACCCUUCAGCACCAGUGUUGGCCUCCUCAUGCGAAGUGCAGAGGUUUCCCUGCUGCUGAAGCCUGUGGCAAACCCACUGGACUCUGAACUCUCGGGGAGCAGAGCCACUCUGGAAGCUAGCAACAGCGAAGCAGGAGAGGGCCCGGUUGACACAGUCAAGGCUAAGCCCACAUGUCCUGUGGACCAGCUCCUGUGUGUAGGCGCAGAAACACAAAGCCAGAACGUUCCACCUCUCCUCCCGUCCUCCAUCCCUUCCUCAUCUGAAAGGAAAGGAUACACCGAGGAGAGGUCAGGCUCAGAGGAGAAAAAAGAUGGAGGAGAGGAGUCUCAAGAGGCUGAAGGGUCCAAAGCAGAACCUAAAGUCCAGCAGAGUGAGGCUUUGCUGGGCAGGACUGUGGUGGCAGACCCACAGAGUGACCCACUCUCCAAGGACUGGAAUGACAAGAGUCAGGGAGCCAGACUACCUCAGUCUAUAUCCAGGAAAGGCAGUUUGUCAGUGGUCUCUGACCUCUUGACCUCCACACACACCAGGUCUACCUCCUUAUAUUCCAUAUCCAGCAUCGGGCGUCUGAUGCGGGACCGGUCUCAAUCCAGUUUCUCAGUGUCCUACAAGAAUAUGAAGAAGAGUCCCUCUCUCCAGUCUCUGGAUAACAUCUCCAUAGACAGCUAUUCACUGGAGGACUGUGACUCAUACAGCCUGAUGGAGAGAGACGACAUAUCCAUCUCUGGCUUUAAAGCCCCUCUGAGUGAGCCGACGGCUCCAGAGCGAGCCACUGAGGUGCUGGUGCAGGAUGGAGAUGAUGCCCAGUCUCCAGAUGCAGUCAGUGCCACCUCACAGAGCAUCGAUGAGCCCACCAAAGACCUGGUCUCGGUGCUAGUGCUGAAGGUGCAUUCUGUGUGUGGCUCUCUGGACCUGAGAGGUGAUAACACUGCAGUGGCUCUGGAGGUGGGGCAGGUCCGGCCCAAUCAGCUGGGCAAUGUCAGUCUACGCCAGUAUCUUAGCAACCGCAGCCUCAACUCUGGCUCAGGCCAGGACCCCUACAGUCAGCAGCUGAGCCCAGAAGUGUGUAUUAGGCUGGAGAGUGGUCCAGGGGCCGCAGCUCACUCUCCUCUGGCUGAACAUAACGGCUUCCUGCAGUGCCACCUACAGUCCUUCAGUGCCGACUUCCUCAUGACAUCACUGCGAAACCUCGCCAUCUUCCUGGAGGAUGACUCCGCCUCCCAAGUCCUCCCUAUGGAGAUCACCAUCAAAGAUACACAUGUGAACUUGAAGGAUGAUGGCCCUCGGGACAACCCCUCAGAGCCAGAGACCACCCCCAUUUCCCUGCACAUCCACAAUCUCCUUGUGCACCGCAGAGAUGAUGGCUCUUUCCACAUCGGAGUUGAGCGUGCUGCAGAGCCUCAGAAGGCGGGGCCUGUGAAUGACAGCAGGCUCAGUUCUGUCCCUGAAGUUCCUGUGGGCGUGGCCUGUGAGCCGAAAGCCACUCAGACUGCACCUCUGUCACCCACAAGCCCCAUUCCCGCCAGUAGAGAAAAGAUGCUGGUAGAGGAGAACGAAUGCUUGAAGCAGGAGCUCUCCAGAACCAAGAUGGCACUCGCCGAGGCCCAGAUGGAGAAAGACUCGCUCCUGCACCACAUGAAGGGCCUCAAACUCAACAGUGGGGGCAGCACCAGCUAGCAGUUGUGUGUGUGUCUGUGUGUGUGUCUGUGUGUGUGUCUGUGUGUGUGUCUGUGUGUGUGUCUGUGUGUGUGUGUGUGUGUGUGUGUAGGACUGACACCAGCCACAUGGGGACAGCAGAGAGUUUGGAGGAGCCCGGCGCCGAAGGCUGGCCCAGUGUGUGGGGUCCACACACUGCAGUCAGUAGACUCUGUGAUCUAUAGGGAGAGGAACCUCCAGUAAACAGGCACGGAGCUGUACUGAAACGGCCCAGUGAGACAGCUUGCUUUAAAGGCUGUCAUUUUUUUGCUCUCAUCCCCCCAUCUUUCUCUUCAUCUUUUCACUUUCUGAUGGACUGCUUGUCCAUUUUUUUUUUUUUUCCCUGACAGUUUGAAAAUGUCAGCUCAGUUGCUCCGUCUGAGGGUCACCCGCACGACCCCACCGACAAAGACACAGACAAACUCUGGGGAGCACAUUCCAUAUUCAUAGGCUCAGCCCGUGGACACUUUUAGUCUUACAAGUUGAGUUAACUCUGAAUGUCAUAUCUUUUAAAAGAAUGUCUUAAAAUAAACUUAAAAAGACAGUUUGCACAGCACUUAACUAUCAUGUACUCAAAGCUGUUGAGCUGUAUUGUGUUUGUGUGUACAGUAGGGACAACGCAAAGGAAUGUUUUGUACAGAAUUUUGAAUGGUGUUCUUGUGUAAGUGUGAGUGUGUGGGUGACAGUGUCGGAGGGUGGGCAACUUUUUUUACGUUGUUUUAUUACACCCAAAACGUUUUCCUAAACGUUUAUGGUCACACUACAGUAAUUUUCAUAAUGCAAUAUUGCACUCAGCUGUUGAUUCUUUGCAUAGACAUAGAAGUAUGUGUUGAAAAGGCUAGGAAAGCAGCACUUUGCUAACUGUAGUGAUUAGAGAUGGCACGAUUGCCCCCCCCCCCCCCCCCCCCCCCAAAUCCAAUAUACCGAAACCUCAAGAAUUGUGUGAUAUCGAGCUGAUAUUGUUUUCUCUUUAAAAAGUAAACUUUAACUCUUUUACGUGAAGCACAUCACUUCAGAUGAACAUUUAAAUGUAGGCCAUCAUGACCAAAUACUCAACCACUCCUACCAAAUCAUAGAUCACGUUAACCGUGUCUCAAAGCCAAGGAUGCAGACGAGGAAGGCAGCUGUUAUGUCUGGAGGCGUCUCGUUUUGUAAGAUUGUGUUUGAAUGCGACAGAAAAAAAGCAGUUUUCAUUACAGAGUACGUGAAGGACUCAGCUGGAGCAUCCUUCAAGACCUUUAAUCACCCACAAUCCUUCACGUGCAGUGCUAAACUAUUUGCUAACGACAGAAAAGCAGAUGGAAAUUUGCAGCAGCAGUUUGUAAGGCAUGACCUGUUGAUACAGCUUUCUCAGACUGUCUUGAAAUUGCCCGUCUUUGUUUAGCAGUGCUUGGAAGGUCUCUCCUACCUCAACUGCAGCCUUUACUUUGAGACACGCCUGCCACAUAGAUGAGUGCUAUUUCAGGAUAGAUUUGUGACUGAAUCGGAUAGGAUUCAUUCCCCCCCCUCUUCGAUAACCGAUUCUGCUGAAAUUGGGUUGAUGUGAUCUCCAUCAAUACUGAAAUGCCAUCUCGAGUAGUAACAUUUAGGUAGCGUUUUUCUGCGGUCAUAGAAGAGAGCUUGUGUGCUAAUGUUCUGUGUGUCGAACGACACACUUUCGUUUAGUUAGUUUUAUAUGGGCUGAAGUGCUGCACAGUGUUUGCAGUUCUCAUGCUAUGUGAGCAUUGUACCUGUGUAAUUCUCAGUGGAGACUCUAACAAUGAGACCGUUGGGUUCUUGUAAUGAACCCACCAGCGUUUCUUUCCACGUCUUGCCUGUGGAGACUUUAACGCAUUGGACAGAAGUACCACAUCAUUAUAAAGUUAAAAACUUUACCAAAACCUGAUUUCAUUUCAUUAGAGAAUGUAAUAAGGCUGUAUUCAAUUUGCUUAAUUGGCUCAUUCGCUUGUUUAUGAGGACACAAGGCCACUGUUUUUAUGUACAGUAGUGUGGGUCUACUUAGAAAUGCCUGGUUUAGACCAAAGCCCCAGUCUGUACCACCUCCUUCUCUCUCUUUCUCUAUCCCUCUCCCCAUCCCUUGUUUCUCACAGCAGCCUGUACAAGUGCCUGUCACUGCGCACCCUCUCCAGGAGCCUGGCUAUCCAUCCCUCUUCUGAAUGUGUGCUCCAGUCCUUUCAUCAGGCUCGUCUUCUCCCAUUCGGUGGGAAAACUGUGUCCACCAACAUCCAACCCAGAGAGCCAGACUAACAAACACAUUGAUUGUGCAAAAGCUAAAGGGGUUAUAUGUGACCCUUUCCUUCCUCCUGUAGUGUGGCUCCUGCCUCCUCAUCACCACAGCCCAUCCUCAGUCCGAACAAAAUCUGCCUACAAUCCCGUGAGCUCCACCCACCGAGCACAAACGUAAAAUGUAACGAUGAAACAAGCAAACUUGUAAAAUAAUUGAAUAUGUAAAAGCUGCUGAAACAAGUGAAAUAAAAGAAUAAAAUGAAGUCUUUCUAAAAUCUGGCUA
Pygocentrus nattereri (red-bellied piranha) is the source of this 6954-nucleotide messenger RNA. It is a transcript of the gene bltp3b, whose product is annotated as UHRF1 binding protein 1-like. The record is from RefSeq and is a predicted model, not a curated record. Bases 204 to 4427 code for a protein of 1407 amino acids. NCBI's taxonomy places the organism in Eukaryota, Metazoa, Chordata, Actinopteri, Characiformes, Serrasalmidae. The transcript has 22 exons.